Molecule: messenger RNA, 1672 nt
Organism: Photinus pyralis (common eastern firefly)
Lineage: Eukaryota; Metazoa; Arthropoda; Insecta; Coleoptera; Lampyridae
Product: heparanase-like
Exons: 10
Coding region: 79-1563 (494 amino acids)
Cellular component (GO): extracellular matrix; membrane
Molecular function (GO): hydrolase activity, acting on glycosyl bonds
Source: RefSeq, a predicted model, not a curated record
UACGCAAAGAGUUCGUUUUGUGGACUGUAUUAUAGCAUUAAGGUUUUUUUCUGCUCUAGUACCUACUUAAGCACAAAAAUGCCCCACAGUCCCUCAUCACCAAUGAUUUAUACACUGGGUUUAUUGCUGUAUGUUAUGGUAGCAUUCCCAGGAAUCACGUCUGCAGACGACAUCCUCGUUGUCUUUAACGUUGAAGAAAAACUACCUGUGCAAAAGACAAAUAAAAAUUUUCUGAAUGUAGCUAUAGAUACCUCGCAAAUGAUGAAGAAUUUUUCAAAUAUCGACAUAAGAGAUGACAAAUUGGUAAAGCUGAUGAAACCUUUAGCGCCCGGAUAUUUAAGAAUCGGUGGCAAUAUGGCUAGCAGUUUACUAUUUGAUCCAAACGUUACAAUUACUCUAUACUCUGAUGCCGACUACGAAAUGAGGAAAGAAUUUACAAUGUCAGCAACGGUAUGGGAUGAUCUAAAUAACCUCGCUAAAAGAUCAGGUUUAAAAAUUCUUUUCGACUUAAAUUAUUUAACACGUCUCGAUGGAGAUAAGUGGGAUCCCAGUAAUGCCGAAGAAUUAAUCAAAUACUCGGCUAAACGCAACUAUUCUCUCGACUGGGAGCUGGGCAAUGAACCAAAUCUUUACCCGAAACAUUUCAACUAUACACCAAAGCCUGAGCAGAUGGCCGAGGAUUUUAGCACCUGCCGUAACCUUUUGAAUUCUUACCCGAUUUACAAUACUUCGUUAUUGGUUGGACCGGCCACAACGAGGCCCACUACGAUGACCACACCCGCGAGCAAAAUACUAUCUGGGUUCGUUAAACAUGGAAAGGAUUACGUUGAUGCUGUCACUUGGCAUCACUAUUAUUUCGAUGGACGUGAAGCUAACAUCUCCCACUUUAUGAAUCCAGAUGUCUUCAACCUACUAGACACGCAAAUCACUAAUUCAAAGGAAAUACUCAAAGAAGCUGGAGCCAAAAAGAAGUCGAUGUGGUUAGGUGAAACGUCCUCGGCUUUUGGUGGAGGUGCCCCGGGUUUAUCAAAUACAUUCGUCGCUACAUUUAUUUGGUUAGAUAAACUUGGGCUGGCGGCACGACAGGGGAUAGAUUUGGUUAUUCGACAGGCAUUAUUUGGAGGUAACUAUUCCUUAUUGGAUAGUGAUCUAAACCCGUUACCCGAUUGGUGGCUUAGCAUCAUCUACAAAAAGCUAGUGGGCCGUCGAGUGGCCCCUUGUAAGAUUUUCGCCCCAGCUGAAGUCAGACUAUACUGUCAUUGCGCCCGAAAAGUCUUCCAAGGAACCAAGUCUGUUGUUCUUUUUGGUUUGAACGUUAAAGACUCCGCAGAAAAUGUCAAAAUAGCAGAGUACGCUGGAGACGUUUGGGAGUACAGACUGAGUGCAAAAUAUCUCACUUCAAAGAAGAUGCAGCUGAAUGAUAAAACAUUAUCUGUUACAAGUGACGGCAUCUUAUCACGCAUAUCUCCCGUAAAAAUUAAGUCGAAUAAUCUUAAAAUACAUGGCCAUUCCCUUGUGUUUUGGAUUAUACCUAUGGAACUUGCAAGUUGUUCAUUGGAAUAGGUUUCUUUAUCAUGGUUGAUGGUGUAUAUCACGGAAACACUUAUUUUAAAAAAUAUAUUUUUUUAAAUAAUAUAAACUGUUAAUUUGUGAUAUUUAUAUAAAAAUACGU